AUGCCACCGGGCUUCCAAAAAGGACGCGGUCGCAAGUCUCAGGCGUUCUGCACUGGCCGUCGUCUCUGCAGUUGGGGCGUGGGCCUGCUUUCGGCGCUGAGGCCGAGCGUGGUGCCUUUGCGGAGUCACUCGCGCCCUCGGCAGGUGCCGCCAGCGCGACGCCAGCGCAUGUUGAAGAGGCCUUCCUACAACCGGCCAACUGGACGCACUACACCAGUGAACUUUCUGAACAGCCCCACGAACGGAGGCUCUCGGGGCAGGACCAAGCAAGCUGCGAGCGUGCGUGGCAGAAUCAAGAGGUCUCGCAGCUCCGACGAACUGAUGUGCCAGAUUGAGGAGGCCAUCUCCAACAAGUUGCUCGAACCCAGCGUCCUGGGUGCUGCGAUGCAAACAUGUGGCUUCAAGGGUUGGUGGCAAGAGUUGCUAGCCUUGCUUGCCUUGCGGUACGAUCACCGAACACAACACUCGGGCUUGGAUGUAAUCCAGGUCAACAUUGCUUUGACGGCCCUCACUGCCUGCUUGAAAGAACAGGGUGCUUUCGGAGUUCUGCAGUCUCGGGCCACCAUAGCCUUUAUCUUGGCCCGGCAGCUAUGCAAAGAGCUGCCCAUGGAUGCAUCAGCAGAUGAUGAACAAUUGAACUGCUACUGCAGCAGCUCGUUGAAGCUUGCCACCCACCUUUGCUCUGACACAGCCCACGACUGGGGGCAGGAUCUGUGGGAGCAAGCAUCCGCUCUUGCCUUUCCGAUCAGUGGCAUCACAUACAGCACUUACCUGCAGUUUCUGGAGCAAUACGAGCGUUGUGAUGAGGUGGAUGCAUUCUUGGAAGAUCCCACAAAGACCAAGGUCCUGAACUAUGUGGUACUGUGCGGCUUGCUUGAACGGAUAUCGUACCGUAAAGAUUGGAAACGCGCCGAAAGCGUGUGGGACACCUUCAUGAGAAAGAACAUCAAACCUAAUUUGAUGUGUUUUCUCUCCCGAGCAAAAGUGCACCUCCUGGCGGGCCGCCCCACGUUCGUCCUUCAGGUCCUGCAGAGCGGAAUGGAUGCAGGCGAGUUGAGUCUGGCCGAGAAUGGGCGCGUUGUCCAAGAGUACGUGCAGUCCUUGCUGAUUGUUUGCCAUUCCUCCUUGGACGCUGAGGCACGUCGGCUCCUCAGAGAAACCCUCGACCAGGGAGUUUUCGCAGUCAAAGACAGCACGUCUGCUACGACCAGGAUGGAUUUGAAGCGCAUGGAGGCCCUGGCCAAGACACUGCUCGCCGAUCCCAGCGAAGUGAGACUCCGUGACCUCCUGGUGGAGUGGAAGGCGAAGGAGUUGAGUGUCAUGGCGGGGUGGAAGAAUUUCCGAGCUGGCACAGGCUACCUGAAGGACUCAGAAGCUGUGGAGGGUGUUUUUGCAUCGCGACUGGAGCAGGAGGACAUGGCAAUCCUCGACUCCAUCAGCGCCGCCAGUGUUUCCCAGCGCUGUGACCACCUGGCCAACGCCGGCCUCUGCCUCUGCGAGGCGAACCUGGCGCCGGCGGCGCUUCAGGCAGCACUGCAGAGCUGUCGCCAGGCCCGAGUGCCGGCCUGGUUCGACCCGGUCUCCGUGGCGAAAGCACCCAGAGGAUGUCUUGCCCUUCGCUGGGACCUUGCGGCACCCAACUUCGACGAGCUGAUGGCCAUGCUCGGGAAGCCGGCAGGAGGGAAGCUGGAUUGGCAGGGCGGCCUCCCAGCACCUCUCCGCGCGGCGGCGGUGGAAGCGCUCUCUUCAGGUUCGGGCUUUGCCGAUCGGCUUCUGUUGAGCCCUCCGCCCAGCCCGCAAGCUUGCUACUAUUUUGCUUAA
This is a messenger RNA of Symbiodinium natans, 1821 nucleotides long. Lineage: Eukaryota; Dinophyceae; Suessiales; Symbiodiniaceae. The record is from the annotation of a GenBank genome assembly.